AUGAGACGCAAGUUGGACCUUUUGCAGUCCUCCAUUUUUAAAAGCGCACCUUCUUCCGGUGGCGAACAUACCGACCUUGCUCUGGAAAAGCCUAUGAAUUCCUCCCAUACACCUGCUUCAAAUCAUGACGUUACAGGAUUUGAUAUUCCUUCAUAUCGUGCUAUUGACACCGCAGAUUGCGCAGGCGACCUACUACAAUGGUCAGAUCUCUUCAGUAAUGACUUCUGUGGCGGUUUGCCUGACUCUUCCAGUGAUCCUGGGAAUCCCCUUGACUUCCAAACUUUCUCUCAAAUGAGUGAUACAUAUCCGGGAACGGGGUUGGCACUGGAAGAUGUCUUUCUCCAGUUCCCCAAUCUCCCACAGACACUCUCUCCCGUCAACAUAUUGGGGGAUGCUUCUUUCUUGCUAAAGAACUUCCAAAAGAAUAUUAUCCCCCAGAUGACUGUUGUGCCUCUUGCUAAAAGCCCGUGGAAUAUUCUGAAUAUAUCUGCGGCGUUGGUCACCCUGGGAGAACUGACCAUCAUGGAAUCUGAAAGUGUCAGCCAUGCCCGACAGGCAAACCUUUAUAGUUUACUCGCUUGUUCUGCUAUACACUUGGCAAUGGAUUCAUCGACUGAAACGAUUGGCUUCUGUCCGAGGAAUCAUUGGAAAGAAGUCUCGGAGCAGGCUUAUCAGCGUGCGAAUACACAUAUGAAAAUCUCUUUGAGUGAGGAAACUGGUGGUACUAGAAAGGCCAAACUGAAGGAUCAGCUAAUGGCAAUACACGGGCUGACGGAGUUUGCGAUAUUCUCUGGUCAAUAUAUGGAUGCACGGAGUUACCUGAUGGAUGCGGAACGGCUUUUGCGUUUUCGCGGGCUGUCAAAAUGCAGGAUAUCUCAGAAGCUCCGUCUUCUGUUCAACGUCUACGUAUGGCUCCGCCUUAUUGGAGAAAGCACAUACGUUCUGUAUAACUACAUCCCAUCAGACUCAUCUGUCGACAACCUGAACACGCAUUGCCAAUUUCAGACACCUGAUUCUAGCCUGAACUCGAUAGCAGAAAUUGCCGAGCGUGGCCGGAGAAUAGAUGACUUUCUCCAUUUUGAGAAUUCCGAAGGCGAUCUCAACAUCGAUGAACCAAAAGACCGGAGAAUGGACCUUCCUGAUAUUCAUCUUCAAGAUUCACGAAAGUCAACUGAGAGUCUAUGCCAACAGGUGUACGGGAUUCCUGAGACAAUGCUUAGUCUAGUCUCACAAACUACUCGGCUGGCAAAUGUCAUGCAGACAUUGGGGAAUGCACAAGAUUUAGGCAUCCCGAUCGGCAGCCAUGUUUGGAAGACUUUGAACCGACACACUACACAUCUUGAAAACGUGAUAAACUCUUUCAGAAACCGCGACCUGGUUCGGGACACUUGCAAAGAACAAACCUCGCCUCAUGAACUCAUGGUCCAGGCUUUGAACUCCUCUCUUGUCAUAUUUUCUACAGGAGAGUAA
Messenger RNA from Penicillium arizonense, 1470 nucleotides. RefSeq lists its product as uncharacterized. The record is from RefSeq and is a predicted model, not a curated record. Lineage: Eukaryota; Fungi; Ascomycota; Eurotiomycetes; Eurotiales; Aspergillaceae. The transcript has 2 exons. Bases 1 to 1470 code for a protein of 489 amino acids.